AUGGCAAAAAGCAAGGAUGAUAUAAAAUAUGGAACAUCACAAGCAAGAUUAUCAGAAGAUGAAGCAGUGAGAGUAGUUUAUAAACAUGGUACACCACUUGAAGGAGGAAAAAUAUCAGAUUCUGAAAAAGUUGAUUUGUUUUCAAGUGCACAAAAUAUUUCAAAGAGUGAUCAACAACAACAAAGUGUAGAUUCUAAUCAAUCUCAGUUGCAACAUGAUAAUGAUGAUACAAAAGGAGAAGAAGAUUUCACUACUGGUGCUCCUUCUUUACCACACAAGAAUAAGCCUCCAACACUUGGUCAUAAAUUUUGA
Molecule: messenger RNA, 312 nt
Organism: Trifolium pratense (red clover)
Lineage: Eukaryota; Viridiplantae; Streptophyta; Magnoliopsida; Fabales; Fabaceae
Product: SEED MATURATION PROTEIN 1
Exons: 1
Coding region: 1-312 (103 amino acids)
Biological process (GO): seed dormancy process
Source: RefSeq, a predicted model, not a curated record